Perca fluviatilis (European perch) is the source of this 898-nucleotide messenger RNA. RefSeq names its product MCTS1 re-initiation and release factor (gene mcts1). The record is from RefSeq and is a predicted model, not a curated record. Gene Ontology annotation, biological process: formation of translation preinitiation complex. The coding region runs from base 177 to 722 and encodes 181 amino acids. Lineage: Eukaryota; Metazoa; Chordata; Actinopteri; Perciformes; Percidae. Gene Ontology annotation, molecular function: RNA binding. The transcript is spliced from 6 exons.
ACGUGACUCUCAUACUGCUGGUCCCUAAACAGGCGUGGAAUUGCUAUAGCAUUACUUGAUAUGUGAAUUGUAUGCUGUUAGUUAACGUUACUUGUGUUUACCAUAGCCGACCUGGCGCGCUGAACAAGUUUUGUCAUAAUUAAGGAACGCGGUAACGCUAACAGCGACCAACGAGGAUGUUUAAAAAAUUUGAUGAUAAGGAAAAUGUGUCAAACUGUAUCCAGCUGAAAACAUCAGUGAUCAAAGGCAUCAAAAAUCAGCUGUUGGAACAGUUUCCAGACAUCGAGUCAUGGCUCAAUCACAUAAUGCCAAAAAAGGACCCUGUCAAAAUCGUGAGAUGCCAUGAACACAUUGAAAUCCUGACAGUGAAUGGAGAACUGCUUUUCUUCAGACAAAGAGAAGGACCAUUCUACCCAACCCUCAGACUGUUGCAUAAAUAUCCUUUCAUUCUUCCACACCAGCAAGUAGACAAAGGGGCCAUUAAAUUUGUCUUAAGUGGAGCCAACAUCAUGUGCCCCGGGCUGACGUCACCAGGCGCUAAACUCUACCCAGCUGCAGCCGACACAGUAGUUGCCAUAAUGGCGGAGGGAAAACAACAUGCACUUUGUGUUGGCGUUAUGAAGAUGUCUGCAGACAGCAUAGGAAAAGUCAACAAGGGAAUUGGAAUUGAGAACGUUCACUAUCUGAAUGACGGAUUGUGGCACAUGAAGACGUAUAAAUGAUGACAUCUAGACCUGCCCCUACCCCUACCCCCCAGACAGUGUGGAGCUCUUGACAGCGAUGCAUCAGCUGCCCGUCACCUGUUUACACCCAAGAACUUAGCUGUGUAACCGGCUGAAGGCUUUGAAUCAAUCGGCAUAAUGCACAAAUAAAAAAAAGAUCUUGCUUUAAACCUUAA